GGUACUUGUGGGAAUGAAAGCAUAGUUCUAUUGGUAAGCAGAACUGCCAACGUGCCAACGAUUCUUCUAUAUAUUGUUCUAUUUCCUCUUCCUUUCUCGUCUACCCUUUGCGCAAAUACAAAUUCAAGUUAUAAAUCUCAAUCUCACACUUAGCAAGAUCCUCCUUAUCCAACAUGUCGAUUCUCCUCACCGGCGGCAGCGGUAAGACGGCUACACGAGUCGCGGCAUUGCUCGCCGAGGACAGGAAGCCCUUUCUCCUAGGCUCGCGUCAAGGAUCUGAUGCUGUGUCAAAUGGUUAUCCCACCGUCAAAUUUGACAUGAGCGAUGAGUCGACCUGGACGAAGCCAUUCGAAAGCACACAUAUUAAGGCCGUCUACAUGAUGGAGCCCCGGAUUAGCCAGCCUUGGGUGCCCAUGAAUAAGUUCGUAGAUUUUGCUAAGAACCAAGGCGUUAAUCGUUUCGUUCUAUGUGCUGGAACCUCGGCCACAAUUGGCAAGGAUGGAAUGGGCAGAGUUUGGGAGCAUCUCAUCAAGUCUGAUGUCGAGUACUGUGUGCUUCGCCCGUCUUGGUUCAUGGAGAACUUGCUUGAACCGGGUCUUGCAUUUACAAUUGGCAAGCUGAACAAGAUCUUCACCGCCGCUCAAGAUGGAAAGAUCCCCUUUAUCAGUGCGGAUGACAUUGCCGAGGUGGCCUAUCACGCCCUGGCGGACGAGAAGUCCUAUAACUGUGACCUCAGGAUACUCGGGCCUGAGAACCUUACUUACGAUCAGAUUGCCGAGACGCUUUCCAAAGUUCUCGGGCGCAAGAUCGAGCACGUGAAGCUCGACGAAGCCAGCCGGAUUGACGGCCUGGUCCAAGCUGGUCUGUCGGACUAUUUCGCUCGAUUUUUGACUAAUCUAGAGGUCUUAGCUUCGCAAGACUUUGAGAAGGGGACAUCUGAUGUCGUCAAAAGGGUGACAGGACACUCCCCACAAAGUUUCGAGAAGUUCGCUGAGGACAACAAGGCUGUCUGGUCAUCGAACUAGAUUCCUUGGUAAAUUGUCAAGUGUAAAAUUAAAUAAUGAACACUCCUAUUCCGAUAGAUUCAUGAAAUCACCUCCACUCCGCUCUUGUUAAUAAGUAUAUCUGUUAAUAAUCUACUUGAGAAUGUUCUGGAAGCAGACAUAAAAACUUUGUACAUUGUUUAUGGGAACAGUAGUUCCAAAGAAUGGAAGCCUAUU
Molecule: messenger RNA, 1220 nt
Organism: Daldinia decipiens
Lineage: Eukaryota; Fungi; Ascomycota; Sordariomycetes; Xylariales; Hypoxylaceae
Product: NAD(P)-binding protein
Exons: 3
Coding region: 174-1025 (283 amino acids)
Source: RefSeq, a predicted model, not a curated record